Molecule: messenger RNA, 783 nt
Organism: Fraxinus pennsylvanica
Lineage: Eukaryota; Viridiplantae; Streptophyta; Magnoliopsida; Lamiales; Oleaceae
Source: the annotation of a GenBank genome assembly
AUGGGUCGUGUGAUCCGGGCACAGCGUAAGGGAGCAGGAUCCAUUUUCAAGUCUCACACACACCACCGGAAGGGCCCAGCCCGAUUCCGUUCACUCGACUUCGGCGAACGCAAUGGCUACCUGAAGGGGGUAGUGACUGAAAUCAUCCAUGACCCAGGCCGUGGUGCUCCUCUUGCUCGUGUUACCUUCCGCCACCCCUUCCGGUACAAGCACCAGAAGGAGCUUUUCGUCGCCGCUGAAGGAAUCUACACCGGUCAGUUCAUUUACUGCGGCAAGAAGGCCAACCUUGUUGUUGGGAAUGUCCUGCCGCUCAGAUCUAUUCCUGAAGGUGCUGUCGUUUGCAACGUGGAGCACCAUGUUGGUGAUCGUGGCGUUUUUGCUAGGGCCUCUGGAGAUUACGCCAUUGUUAUUUCGCACAACCCAGAUAAUGGAACAACUAGGGUUAAGCUUCCAUCAGGAGCCAAGAAAAUUGUGCCCAGUGGGUGCCGUGCCAUGAUCGGCCAGGUUGCUGGAGGAGGACGUACUGAGAAACCCCUAUUGAAAGCUGGAAAUGCUUAUCACAAAUUCAGAGUCAAGAGGAACUGCUGGCCCAAGGUUCGUGGUGUUGCUAUGAAUCCAGUGGAGCAUCCCCACGGUGGUGGUAACCAUCAACAUAUUGGUCAUGCCAGUACUGUACGUCGUGAUGCUCCACCUGGACAAAAGGUUGGUCUUAUUGCUGCUAGGAGGACUGGACGGCUUCGUGGUCAAGCUGCUGCUACUGCUUCUAAAGCUGAUAAGGCUUAG